This is a messenger RNA of Penaeus vannamei (Pacific white shrimp), 3200 nucleotides long. Lineage: Eukaryota; Metazoa; Arthropoda; Malacostraca; Decapoda; Penaeidae. The record is from RefSeq and is a predicted model, not a curated record.
GGCUUAUCACAGGUAUACAUGCUAGUCGUGGGGCUUGGAACAUGCAGUGUGUGAAUGGUCGUGAUCAUGAACGUGUCAGAAAAGUCCAGCUUUAAAGGUGACGCUGCAAACAUCAGCACAAUCCUCUUUGACCUUGAUAAUACGUUGAUUUAUACAACCGAAGGCGACGACUGCACUUGUAACACGGUGGCAACAUGGCUUCAAAACAAAGGAUUUUCAACGGAAGAAAGCCAGGACAUAACCAAGACUUUUCUCAGGGAGUUUCGACAAGCACCGGCGCCCGAUUUCGAAACAGAUGAAGCCGGACUCGACAAAUGGCGGCAGGAUAUCUGGGCGCGGGUUUUACCAGAGGAUCGCCAUGAAAUCUUAGAUGAACUGUACUCGUUAUGGAAGUCGGAGAGGCUAAACCAGCUGUCUCUGAAGCCUAAUGUAACCAGUAUGCUUGACGAACUAGCGACUGACUUCAAUCUUGGACUGAUCACCAAUGGCCCAUCUGUUGCUCAGUGGGAAAAGAUUAACGAAAUUGGCUGCAAGAAGUAUUUCGAUUCCAUCAUCGUCAGUGGAGACCUCGAAGUUGAGAAGCCAGAUAAGGAUAUAUAUUAUCUGGCGUGUGGAGAACUGCAGGUCCGUCCCUCUGAAUGCAUCAUGGUCGGCGACAAACUGGAGACCGAUAUCCUAGGAGGCCUGAACGCCGGCCUGGCAGCCACAGUCUGGGUGAACAGCAAGAACAAGGAAGCGACGAAGGAGGUCCAACCGGCCUUCACCAUAGACACCGUGACGCAGCUCCCCCAGAUCCUGCCUAACCUGACUACGAUUCUCCAAACGGAGGAUCAAACCCACGGUUGCGACUGAUGAUGCGAUGCGAGCGAUAGGCUUUUGUUUUCAUAGGGAGAGUCCGGUGUUAGUGAUUUAGGAUGGCGUUUAUUGAUUUCGAUUUGAAUUACAUUGCCGUGCGCACGGGUAGAGUGGGCUUGUUGCUGAAUCAUGCACCAAGGACACUUUUCUGCAUAUCACGGUAGAGACGCACGCACGUACACACACACACACACACACACACACACACACACACACACACACACACACACACACACACACACACAUACACACACACACACACACAAAUACACAGACACACAUACACAGCAUUGUCACACUGACGUCACAUCCAGGUCACGUGGUGGCUAGUUGGCAAGAACAAAUCUAACUCGUUGAUAGGUCUACGCAUGCGAUAGCUGGACAUUGAGUAUACUUUUAUUGAAAGUUAUUUUAUUUUUAGUUUUCUUCGCUGUAAAAGUGGCUAGGGUUGCCACCAGCUGGACUCAACGAUUAAGAACAAAUUAUCCUUGAAAAUUAUCCUUGAAAAUCACCUUUUGAGGCGCUGUAAUCAAGAAAUUUUAAUAUUGGAUUUUAUAACAGGUAGGCUGAUUUAUCAAGAUAAUUUUUAAUAUAUCAAUUUAUUUGCAAUGCUUAUGCUAUCUUUUGGUGGAUAUUAAUGGCCGAACUUUUCAUAAGAAAGACUAUGCAAAGAUUGGGUCAGAAUUAUUCCUUACCUUCAGUGUUACUUCCAUAUGACCCAGGCAACCAUUUCGUUAUUUUGUUGUAGUAUCUCUCUAUAUUCUCCCCCCCCCCCCCUCCAAAAAUGCUCAGAUCUAACGCGUUUAGAAUACGUGUCAGCAAUCCUACCCGUAUUUACCAUUCAUUUUUUUAAUUCCUUGGUUGGCAACUACACGCAUGCGCCAAAGUGACGUUAGUGUUUACAGACAUAGAAAAUGGGCAUAGACUCACACAUCUAUAUUCACACACACCGGAAUAUAUAUAUAUUUUACAAGUCAUAACUACACAGUGAUGGCGUACAUUAUACUUACAAAGGAAACCCCCUAUGCAAACUGAUCAUGUCCGGAGAAUCAGUUACAUAUAAGUGCCUUCAUAGAUAUUCAAAGGGGCAGAGAUACUAAACUUCCUAAACAUUUACAUUUCUAACUCAUACUGAAAUCUCAGAAUUACCGACAGUUCCCUUCAGAUUGUAUUCACGUCUCCCCACUGCCUUUGGUUUCCCACAUCAAGAACUUUUACUUAUUCAAGGAAUUUUACCAUGUCUUUGCAUUCACUCUCUCUCGCCAUUGAGUCUUCAGUCCCUUCUCUUAUUAGCGUGUUUAUCGCUCCACCUCAUCUUCUCGCUACAGUUCUUGCAUUAUGGUUUUGUGGGCGAGAUUACUCUCAUGUAUUAAGAAGCAAGAGACAUGUCGAAGAGAGAAAACUAAAGGGAAAAAAUGAGAAACAAAAGCGUGGUCUACAUUCCUUUGGGAUCAAAGACGAAAAGCAAGAUUUUUUUUUUAAUAUGUCGGUAUUUUGUAAUGGAAUAUUUUUGCUUAAUGGACUGGAAUCGUGUGGGAACAAGAUCGUGAAUAAAAGUACGACAAAAAAGAAAUUUAUAUUUUGAAGUAUAAUUUCUACAUCAUAAAAGGCAAACAUGAUUAAUAUAAAAUAGAGUUAGUUGGCCUAUAAACAAAAAUAAAGAAGUGAUGAUUAUGGUGCUAUUUGUGAAAUACAAAACCACGAAAGUCCUUAGAGAUCAAUGUCAUUGACGAAAAAAUCGCGUAAUAAUUCAUAACCAUUAAAAAUUGUUCUGAUUAAUUGGUGCGAAAACAUGUGCUCGAAAUUCGACCCUCACACAUCUUGCUCUCAGCAGGAUACGUAAGGCUUUUCCAGCACCGAAUGAUAUGAACAGUAAGGCUAGGAUUACACGAGUUGGAAAUCGACUUUGCUGUACUCUGGGAGGCAUAAAUGAGCCUUUUAAAUAAGUUUGGAGUGACAGGUACAGUGACGGAGUUUUUGGAGUGACAGGUACAGUGACGAACAAAAGUCUUAAUCAAUUGAAGCUUUGAAUCUGUCUUACUCUAUACAAAAGAGUGUGAUAUUGAGCCUAUGUUCGAAACGGAAUUCGAAACAUUUGACAAGACUUUUGACCGUGACUGUAUUCGGGGAGGCAAAAACAACGUCCUUCUGUAGCCAUUAAGCCGUUAAUGGUCAAUUCCCAACCUCGAGUGCUUGACAGUAGGUAAUUAGGCACUUGGUAAUUCACUGUCAUGUGUGCUUUGGUAGGGUUAACUUGAAGAAUGUCAUGUAGAGUGUAAAUAGAAAUGUAUUAUUUUUAGCGUGCAAAAUACUCACGUACAGAUAAUAAAAGAAUGAUGAAUUUA